This is a messenger RNA of Scophthalmus maximus (turbot), 1879 nucleotides long. RefSeq names its product hatching enzyme 1.2-like. Gene Ontology annotation, molecular function: metalloendopeptidase activity; zinc ion binding. The transcript is spliced from 8 exons. The record is from RefSeq and is a predicted model, not a curated record. Bases 827 to 1678 code for a protein of 283 amino acids. NCBI's taxonomy places the organism in Eukaryota, Metazoa, Chordata, Actinopteri, Pleuronectiformes, Scophthalmidae. Gene Ontology annotation, biological process: proteolysis.
UAAACCUCGUUGUUAUGGCCUCGCUCCCGUCGCUGUGGAAGAAAUACACACGCGUCUCCUAAGAUAAUUCAAUCUUCACGCUCGUAAUUGAAUGUUCACUUUUACUGAAAUACCAAAUAAUGACAUGUCUCCGUGACAACUGGACAACAAUGUAGGAGCUCGUGAGGGAAUUUUCUUUUUCAAUUUGCAAUAAUGCGUCACGUCUUGUGGAUUGAUGCAAUGAACGUCAUGACUGGGACACAUAUUACAUCCUUUCUUCUUCGAGUCUACACGAUGCAAAUGUCUACCCGACUUCCAGCUUUUUCGUCCAAUCAGACGGUCUAUUUUCAAGCUGAAGACGCUUGAAACCUUUGGGCGUAGACCGGUUGGAAUUAUGUGGCGUUUGUGUGUGUGUCCGCAGAGGAUUAGGUCUCAUGUCAUGGACCAACAUGUCAGACAAAGGAGCAACAGUAAGAUGAGCAGCUCGUCCAUAAAGUUCUCCUUCAUCAUCAGCUCUUUCUGAUCGAUAAACGAACAAAAGUACUGUACAUGUAUAUCCACAUACAUAAAGCCUUUUUUUUUUUACAUACGGAGUUAUUUAUCUUGAAUGUGCCGAUGAUCCUUGUCUGCCACCGGAAAAGGUUCAGGGUGUUUCCUCUCGGAGCUCAUCCUUUCAUUAAAACAUUUGUUUAAGUCUCAACUUAUUGUCUUUACAGUAAGUCUGUUUACAAUGGAGGUCCCUCCCUUUUUUUUUGCCCCGUAUAAAAUCACGACUGCAGCCUUCGGGGCCACUGGUCAACAGCAGUCCUCCUGAGCUUCUCUCGUCCAUCUCUCACGCGGGAGGAGGAUGAAGCUGAAUCUCUUCUCUGCUGUCUUGGCCACGCUGCUGGGGCUCUCCGCGCAAAAGGACUCACUGGUGCAACCGCAAGAGGAAGGAGUGAAACCGACUCAAGCUCAUCGUCCAGACAUAAUGUCAAGAAUUCUGGAGGCUAAUAAAGGCGUCGACCACACUCUGGUGCAGGGCGACGUCGCUCUUUCGAAGCGAAGGAAUGCCAUGAAAUGCUGGAGCGAACACUGCAAGUGGGGAAAAUCCUACAACGGACUGGUGGAAGUGCCCUACACCGUCAGCGAAUAUUAUUAUGACAGUGAAAAGGCCUCAAUCAAAACGGCCAUGGAGAUGUUCCACCGGAGAACCUGCGUUCGCUUCGUUCCCCGCCGCGGCCAGUCCGACUACCUGAGCAUCGAGAGUGACCUCGGGUGCUGGUCGACUAUUGGCCGAGAUGGAGGUCAACAGGUGGUGUCCCUGUCUGUGUACGGUUGUCUCGAUCGCGGCACCGUUCAGCACGAGCUCCUCCACGCGCUGGGCUUCCACCACGAGCACACGAGGAGCGACAGGGACCAGUAUGUCAGGAUCAACUGGGAAAAUAUCCCAGCAGUAAAUGCCUUCGACUUCCACAAAAUGGACACCAACAAUUUGAACACGCCGUAUGACUAUUCGUCUGUUAUGCACUAUGGAAGGACCACUUUUGCCUCAACGUUGGGAGCAGACACCAUCACUCCCAUCCCAGAUUCCUUUGUGCCAAUUGGACAGAGGGAGGACAUGUCUGACAUAGACAUCCUCAGGAUCAACAAGUUGUACGAAUGCAGUAAGUAUAGAAAUCAUCAGACACAGAAUAAUCCACUUCCAGAAAUGUAUUGAACAAAAUAUUUUUGAUCUAUUUAUGCCUCUAUCGUGCAUGUCACUCAAAUAUGUCGAUUUUAUUUUCAUAUUGGAAAAUAGAUUAAUUUUAACGUGACGAUUUUUCUAAUUUUUUUUUCAGACAUUUGAAAGAAAAAGAAGACGACUCACACUGUGUGCUGUUCCUCAAAAACUUCAAAAGCGGCGCUGUGUCCGAUCGGA